AUGCCUUCGGCGAAGAAACGGAAGGAGGACACGGCGGCCACGCCCCCUUCGUCGGAGAAAGGAGGUGGCAGCACUCGCACCUCCCCAGCCCGGUCGCCCUCGCGAGGCCAGGGGAGACAUCAUCGGGAGGAGUCAGCCCCCGUGGCCCCGCUGGCUCCGGAAGUGCCGGCACCUGUCUCGGCCGAUGAGGUCCUAGAGGCUCUGGAGCCCUUGAUCUCCCAUGCCCAGGUAACGACAUCGCCCCCUCCUUCUGCCGCGCUCCUGGCUCCAAGUCCUUCUGCUUCCUCCAUCGCCCUGGAGCGCUUUCUUUCCGAUAUGGCUCGGCUGCGAGAAGAUCUUCUGGGCGCGGACCCGCGCCUGGCCGCGGCGUCCUCCGAGAAGGAGAAGCAGAGCGCCAUCAAAGUCGCGGCUGAUCGCGAUGCGGCAUUGAAGGACGCUGAGGCCGCCUGCGGCCGCUGUCAAGAGUUGGAGGACGAGUUGAAGCGUCUGCGCGACCAACACGCAGAAGAAGCACGCGACCGCCAGGUGAAGGAGGAAGAGAUGAGGGCCUGGGAGGACGCCAUCAAGAACCGUGACACCGAUUUGGAGGAGCUGGAGAAGGCGCAGGCUGCUGAGCGCAGCCGGCUGGAGGAGUUGGAGCGGGAGGCGAAGGCGAAGGAGGCCGAUCUUGACGCCAAGACGAAAGUUCUGGCUGAGGACCGCGCGGCCUUUGUUGAUCUUGAGGAGAGCUGCGUUGACCCCAGCGCUCGUCUUGACGAGCUGCUGGAGCCUGUGGCUGAUGAACACUGCACAGCUGCCGCUGCUGCCAUGCAAGGUCAGGUGGAGGCCUUGCUGAAGAAGUUCUGUGGCUUUGAUUCCGCGCCCUCGACCGGGGGCGACACUACCAUGGGAGGAGUGCCGCCCGCGGGCAUCGACGGUGCUCAGGGGUGA
This is a messenger RNA of Aegilops tauschii subsp. strangulata, 930 nucleotides long. Lineage: Eukaryota; Viridiplantae; Streptophyta; Magnoliopsida; Poales; Poaceae. The record is from RefSeq and is a predicted model, not a curated record.